AUGGGCACUCCCCUGCGCAACGGCAAAGCACCCUCCUCGACGCUCCUCGGCACGCCUCUCCCACCUCGCGAACGCUCAACCGGAGCGCCCUCCCCUUCUCCCUCCAUCAUGUCGAGGCAUAACAAGUCGUCGAUUGUAGACGGCGGGGAACAUGUCGUGACGAGUCCGUUUGGCAGGGGGACGAGCAUGCGUAGGUUUCAGCUUCGGUCCGGGGCAAUCACGAGUUGAUUGACAUUUCGCGGGCCUUGCUUUGGUCAGCCCAUCCACCGCCACCGCCGUUCACGAGCACACAGGACGCUUCAUCCUCCCGAGUGAGCUUCUUUUAUCGAGUACUCUCGGUGAUCGCAUCACCUGCUCACCCACCCUCUCCCCGCUUUCCCCUCCAGAAAGCCCCACAUCCCGAUUCUACCACCGCCCCUGCUUCCCCUACACCGACCGCCACCGCGACCUCUACCGUGGCCGGAUCGGACUACGAAAAGUCCGUCAUAGAACACACUGCCCCCACCGCUACACCAGCGCGACGACCGACCGCAUCCUCAGCACCGAUUCGUAUCGUCGCUGAUCCGAGUAUCGCUACGACCUUUAGGAGAGACGAGGACCCAGAAUUGUAUGAUCUGUUCCUGAGGUAG
Microbotryum saponariae is the source of this 629-nucleotide messenger RNA. NCBI's taxonomy places the organism in Eukaryota, Fungi, Basidiomycota, Microbotryomycetes, Microbotryales, Microbotryaceae. The record is from the annotation of a GenBank genome assembly.